AUGGCAAUAGAUAAGACGGGGCUCAACCAUUUUCAGAUUGAUAUUAAAAUGAGUUUCAGACAAAACGAGAUAAAGGAGAUCAAACACGAAGGCGCUGUGAGUAUUCACAGUGAAUCGGAGGUGAGUGAAUUGUCGGGGUUUACAGAAGAAGAUGCAGAGGAUGCAAAGGAAAUUUUUCAUCAUGAAGAUAGGCUUGGGACUACUUUAAAUGCCAGAUUGAUUGCCAUGAUAUCCUUAGUUGGUGUCUUUGGCACCGGUAUUUUUCUAUCGAGUGGAGGUACCUUGGCAACAACCGGUCCAGUAGGUAUGAUUCUUGCUUAUGUCCUUGUUGGAACAGUUGUUGCUGCCAAUCAAGUCUGUAUGGUUGAGACUUCGUGUUUGUUUCCUGCUACAAGUUCUUAUAUUGCACAUUCCGAGGUGUUCAUCGACAAGGCACUUGGUUUUGCAUGGGGUAUGGGAAGUACUUAUAAUGCUAUCAUCCCCAGUGAGCUAACAGCCAUUAGUGUGAUUAUGACUUACUGGACAGACCUCAAUUCAGCAGUGUUUAUCACAGUAUUUGGACUUUUUGUUGUUUUUACAAAUAUUUGGAAUGUAAGGUACUAUGGAGAGAUUGAGUUUUUCUUUGGUAUCAUCAAAUUGAUGUUGUGUGCUGGCCUUAUUUUAGUAGGGUUGAUUAUCGAUCUAGGCGGAGUUGAAGGCCAACACAGGCUUGGUUUCCAGUACUGGAGAAACCCAGGACCCUUUGCUGAAAAGUUCACUACUGGAUCUUUAGGUCGUUUUUUGGGCUUCUGGAAAGCAGUCAGCUCUGUUGUUUAUGCAUUUGGCGGUGUCCAAAAUAUCACGAUGCUUGCAGGAGAGACCGAAUACCCUAGAAGAGCAAUCUACCGUGCUGGUAAAAGAGUAUUAACAAGAGUACUGAUCAUCUACUUUGUUAUGGUGUUUAUCCUCUCCAUGAUUGUGCCAUAUACAGACACUGUUAUUGCACAUCCCAAUGGUACUGCUUCCGGCUCUCCCUGGGUGAGAGCGGUACAAUUAGCUGGCAUCAAGGUCUUACCGGACAUUAUCAAUGCCGUUGUUCUUACUUCUGCCUUGAGUGCUGGAAAUUUAGGAAUUAUUAAAGUAAGUCGUAACUUGUACGCUUUGGCUGCCAAGAAACAGCUACCAUCCAUAUUCUUAAAAGUAAACCGGAACGGUUUGCCUUGGGUGUCUGUGGCUUUCGGAUGCGCUUUCUUACCUUUGGCAUACAUGACUCUUGAUAGUUCAGCUGCAAAUGUUUUUUCGUGGUUCCAAAACAUUACUGCAUCUGACUUGUUGAUAACAUGGAUAGCCAUUGCUUCAAACCACAUUGCAUUACACAAAGCAAUGAAAGUGCAAGGAUUUACUAGACAUGAUUUACCUUACAAGUUUUGGAUUGGUAAAUGGUGUGGCUACUACUCAUUGUUUUUUUCUCUAUUAUUCUUGUUAACGGGGGGAUUCUCGACCUUCAUCCAUGGGUAUUGGGCAUUUUCCACCUUGUUCAGUUCAUACUUUAUCAUUCCGCUCACUAUAGUGUUGUUCAUUUUUGCCAAGUUGGUCUUCAAAACCAGAUAUAUCAAGCCUAGUGAGGUCAAAUUGAGAGCGUUGUUUUAUGAUUUGCAAAACAGACCGGAGCCACCAUAUAAGAAACUUAAGGGCUGGGAGUGGCUCACUUUAUUAUGGUCGUAA
Lodderomyces elongisporus is the source of this 1704-nucleotide messenger RNA. RefSeq lists its product as uncharacterized. The record is from RefSeq and is a predicted model, not a curated record. NCBI's taxonomy places the organism in Eukaryota, Fungi, Ascomycota, Pichiomycetes, Serinales, Debaryomycetaceae. Gene Ontology annotation, cellular component: membrane. Gene Ontology annotation, biological process: amino acid transmembrane transport. The transcript has 3 exons. Gene Ontology annotation, molecular function: amino acid transmembrane transporter activity. The coding region runs from base 1 to 1704 and encodes 567 amino acids.